GGCAGUGGAGUCUGGGCCACAUGGCAUCAGGGCAUGACGGGCUGCAGGAAGUUGGGCCAUCAGGUGCAUCUGGCCUGGCUAAACCUGUCUAUCUACAGCGCCUGGAAAGAUCCCUGAAGUUGGACAGCUUUCUGCGCCAAACCGCCGCCCUGUUUAACAGAGACGUAACCAGUGACGACAGCGACGACAGCGAUGACAGCGACGGUGCACUGGGGUCAGGGCUGUCCCUGGAGCCCUCCACCCAACACGCAGCUGUGACGGUGAAGAAUGAGCCCUGUGAGCCAGAGGACGGGCUGUUAGAUGGGAAACCCCUAAACGGAGUUCUGCAGGGUAAAGAACAAAAGACAGAUAAAAUGAGCCUCUAUAAUUUUUCCAAGCUGAAAAAGAACAGGAAGUGGCUCAAGAACAUCCUGUUGAGCGACGACACCACGGACUCCGACACGGACUCGGACGAUUCCAGCCUCAGUUUGUCUCGGGAGGAGCUGCACAACAUGCUGAGGCUCCACCGUUUCACCCGGCAGCAACAGAGCAAGUUUUACUCCGACCGAGAGCUUUAUCAGUAUCAGCACUACAGCACGGGGCUCCUGUCAACUCAUGACCCUUUCUAUGAGCAACAGCGUCACCUGCUGGGGCCAAAGAAGAAGAAAAUUAAAGAGGAGAAGAAGCUCAAAGCUAAACUGAGGAAAGUGAAGAGGAAGAAGAAAAGAGGAGAGGGAGAAUUUCUGGAUGAAGACCGUCCUUACGUGAACAGGAUCUUUGCCAAGUUUUCCCAUGAUGCUCCGCUGCCCAUGGUGAAGAAAAAGCAUCUCACCGUUGAGCAGCUGAACGCACGGCGGCGUAAAGUGUGGCUCACUGUGGCUAAAAAGGACAUUCCCAAGUCUUUCAAGCAGAAGACCUCUGCUAAGAACUUGGUAUUGACAAAUGCUAAAAAGCUGGCUCACCAGUGCAUGCGAGAGGUCCGGCGUGCAGCCAUCCAGGCUCAGAAGAACUGCAAGGAGACGCUGCCCCGCGCCCGGCGCCUCACCAAAGAGAUGAUGCUCUACUGGAAGAAAUACGACAAAGUGGAAAAAGAGCAUCGAAAGCGAGCGGAGAAAGAAGCUCUGGAGCAACGCAAACUUGACGAGGAAAUGAGAGAGGCCAAGCGUCAGCAGCGCAAACUGAAUUUUCUCAUCACCCAGACGGAGCUCUAUGCUCAUUUCAUGAGUGGAAAAGCCAGCAUGGCGGGUCCAGGAGGAGACGCAGCUCAGGAGGAAAUUCUGAAAAAGCUCGAGGACAAUUCAGCCCAGAGACAAAUAGACGUUGGAGGAGGAAUAAUGGUGAACAUGGGGCAGGAGGACUACGACAGUGAAUACUACAAAACGCAGGCGCUGAGGAAUGCCAGAGAUGCUUAUCAGAUUCAUCAGGAGAGAACAAGAAUGUUUGACGAGGAGGCUAAAGACAGUCGCAGCGCCUCUCUGCACGUGGCGUGGGGCUCCUCCUCGGGGCUCGGCUCCGGCUUUGGGGAAAGCUACAGCCUUUCAAACCCAUCCAUCCAAGCGGGAGACGACAUUCCUCAGCCCACCAUUUUCAGCGGAAAACUGAAGGGUUACCAACUCAAAGGCAUGAACUGGCUGGCCAACCUCUAUGAGCAGGGAAUCAAUGGAAUCUUGGCGGAUGAGAUGGGACUGGGAAAGACGGUUCAGAGUAUCGCCCUGUUGGCCCACCUAGCAGAGAGAGACAACAUCUGGGGUCCGUUCCUGAUCAUCUCCCCAGCGUCCACACUCAACAACUGGCAUCAAGAGUUCAGCCGCUUUGUGCCCAAAUUCAAGGUGUUACCUUACUGGGGGAACCCUCAUGAUCGCAAAGUGAUUCGGAAAUUUUGGAGCCAGAAAACUCUUUACACACAAAACGCACCUUUCCACGUUGUGAUAACGAGCUACCAGCUCGUGGUUCAAGACGUGAAGUACUUCCAGCGGGUGAAGUGGCAGUACAUGGUCCUGGAUGAGGCCCAGGCUCUGAAGAGCAGCUCCAGUGUUCGAUGGAAGAUCCUUCUGCAGUUUCAGUGUCGAAACAGACUCCUGCUGACCGGAACGCCCAUCCAGAACACGAUGGCCGAGCUGUGGGCCCUGCUGCACUUCAUCAUGCCCACGUUGUUCGAUUCCCAUGAAGAGUUUAACGAAUGGUUCUCCAGGGACAUCGAGAGCCACGCUGAAAACAAGUCUGCCAUCGACGAGAAUCAACUCUCCAGAUUGCACAUGAUUCUCAAGCCCUUCAUGCUUCGCAGGAUCAAGAAGGACGUGGAGAAUGAGCUCUCGGACAAAAUCGAGAUCCUGACCUACUGCCAGCUGACGACCCGGCAGAGGUUGCUCUAUCAGGCUCUAAGGAACAAGAUCUCCAUCGAGGAUCUGCUGCAGUCCUCCAUGGGGACGGCCCAGCAGGCCCACAGCACCACGUCCUCGCUCAUGAACCUGGUCAUGCAGUUCAGGAAGGUGUGCAACCACCCUGACUUGUUUGAGCGUCAGGAGACACGCUCUCCUUUCCACAUGUCCCUCAAGCCCUACGUCAUGCCAAAGUUCCUGUACCGUCACGGCCUCCUGCACGAACACAACCGGACCAAGAACAAAUUACUUCAAGUGCUGCUGUCUCCCUUCUCUCCACAUCACAUCCAGCAGUCUCUUUUUCACAGAAAGGACGACGACAAAGGAAGCUGCUUCUCCUUCUUGCGUUUUAUCGACGUGUCACCAGCUGAGAUGUCCAACGUGAUGUUGCAAGGCACUUUAGUCAGAUGGUUAGCUCUUUUUCUAUCACUGAAAGCUGCGUACCGGCUCUACUACCAGCGCCUGUUCAGCCAGGACGAAGGGUGUGGGGUGAAGUCAGAGCCCAGGGGGGCACAUCUGUCUCGCAGAGGCUUGAUUUUGUGGCUCGACAGAUCGAUCACCUUCCCCAACAUGCAAACCAGCCCCGUCAUGCAGGAUUUGGUGUUCACAGCUUCCAGUCCUGGCAUGUUGGCUCACUGGGACGUAAGGAUCCACAGCAGAAGCACGGCCACCUCCGUGCUCCGGCCCUGUCAGCGCACGCCGCCACCCAAGUUCCUGUUAGCCGCCACACCCAAGGUGACGGCGGUUCCCAUGGAGCGUUAUUGCACCGACAGGAGCGCUGAGUACGAGUGGCGAGUGACACGCAGCGGAGGGGGGCUGAUAUACAAGCAGUGCUUCCUGUAUGGCUCCCCUGAACUGGCGUCGGAUUGGUGUGCAAGGGCCAACGCCUUCUACCCACAAUGCCCCGGGGGGGUGAUGGCCCUGCACCCUCGCCACGGAUGGUCCUUCAUUCAGAUACCUGAUAAAGAAAGCCUGAUCACGGAAAGUGGCAAGCUCCACACCUUGGACAUCUUGUUGAACCGGCUGAAGGCCCAGGGACACAGAGUCCUAAUCUACUCCCAGAUGACUCGCAUGAUCGACCUGCUUGAGGAGUACAUGGUCUAUCGUAAACACACCUACAUUCGCCUCGAUGGAUCCUCGAAGAUUUCUGAGCGCAGGGACAUGGUGGCUGACUUCCAGAGCCGUACGGACAUCUUCGUGUUUCUGCUCAGUACGCGGGCCGGAGGACUCGGCAUUAACCUGACAGCCGCUGACACUGUUAUAUUUUACGACAGCGACUGGAACCCCACGGUGGACCAGCAGGCCAUGGACAGGGCUCACAGGCUGGGUCAGACCAAACAGGUCACCGUGUAUCGCCUGAUCUGUCAGGGCACGAUCGAGGAGAGGAUCCUGCAGCGCGCCAAGGAGAAGAGCGAGAUACAAAGGGUGGUCAUCUCAGGAGGCAGCUUUAAACCCGACACCCUCAAACCUAAAGAGGUGGUCAGCCUGCUUCUGGACGACGACGAGCUGGAGAAGAAACUGCGUCAGAGACAGGAGGAGAAGAGGCAGCAGGAGGAGAGCAGCAAGGUGAAGGAGCGCAAGAGGAAGAGGGAGAAGUACGCCGAGAAGAAGAAGAACGAGGAGUUCGAGAGCAAGCGGAAAAAGGAUGCGAACCUGGUCAUCCCUCACGCUCCCUCGGCCGACAACUCCAACCUGUCGGCCGAUGGAGACGACUCGUUCAUCAGCGUGGAGAUGGACUCGGCCAUGCCCAGUCCCUUCAGCGAGAUCUCCCUGAGCAGCGAGCUCCAGCCCGGCUCUCUACCCCCGGACGCCGACGCGGACGAGAGCAGCAGCGACAUGCUGGUCAUCGUGGACGACCCGGUUUCUUCGGCGCCUCAGUCUCGUGCCACCAACUCCCCCGCAUCCAUCUCAGGGUCGGUCUCUGACAACGUGAACGGGGUUUCAGCCUCAGACACAAUCAGUCCUGGCAGAGGCAGGUCCGGUCGGAAUCGUGGACGGCCCAAAGGGUCCGGAGGCGGGGCGAAGUCUGGAGGGAAAGGACGUGGGCGGAAGUCUACGGCGGGGAGUGCGGCAGCUAUGGCUGGAGCCAUGGCCGGAGCAGCAGCUGCUUCAGCUGCAGCUUAUGCUGCUUACGGCUACAGCGUCUCCAAAGCCGGCCUCUCUGCUUCCAGCCCCCUGCAGCCCUCUCUGGCCCGGGCGGGGCCCGGUCCUGCCUUCCACCCCAGCCAGAGCUCCUCUCCUCACGCCAAAGGAGGCCCGGCGACCCUGAGCCCCCACAAACAGCUGACCCACAGCCACCAUCACAGCAGCCACGGCGCCGUCAGGAAGGGCAAGGGCCCCGCUGGACCUGGGGCUCGAUGACAUCCUGCGCCCGCAUGCCUUC
Messenger RNA from Nematolebias whitei (Rio pearlfish), 4740 nucleotides. It is a transcript of the gene ino80, whose product is annotated as INO80 complex ATPase subunit. NCBI's taxonomy places the organism in Eukaryota, Metazoa, Chordata, Actinopteri, Cyprinodontiformes, Rivulidae. Gene Ontology annotation, cellular component: Ino80 complex; nucleus. The transcript is spliced from 35 exons. Gene Ontology annotation, molecular function: histone binding; ATP binding; ATP-dependent chromatin remodeler activity. Bases 21 to 4718 code for a protein of 1565 amino acids. The record is from RefSeq and is a predicted model, not a curated record. Gene Ontology annotation, biological process: chromatin remodeling; DNA-templated transcription; DNA repair.